Messenger RNA from Ctenopharyngodon idella (grass carp), 6062 nucleotides. RefSeq lists its product as uncharacterized. Lineage: Eukaryota; Metazoa; Chordata; Actinopteri; Cypriniformes; Xenocyprididae. The transcript has 6 exons. The record is from RefSeq and is a predicted model, not a curated record. The coding region runs from base 285 to 1388 and encodes 367 amino acids.
UGCGCGAUGGAAUAAAGACCACAUUUAAUACAUAUUUUAGAAAAUUCAGCACUACUGGAUGAUGCCAAUGGAUGUGAACAUUCAAAUACUUUAAAUAAAGAGUUCAGACUCCUGUCAAGCUCCGGAGACCCGUGGGCCAAAACAAUGAAUUAAUUAUUUUCAUGAAUUAAUUAUUUUCUUAAAAUAAACAAGACUGAAAUAGAAUUUAAAAUGCCGUUGUAUUAAUAUUAUUUCCCCCCUCUUCAUUUUUAUUUCUCUUAUUGUUUUCCAACUUCCAAAACAUAAUGCUCUCCACACUCCUGUCCAGUAGGUGGCUCUCGCGGUACUUGUCUAGGUCACAUGUUAGAGUAGCGGCGGGAAAAAGGAAAGUGUCCGUGGAAAGCAUGGACGUGAUUUUGAGUUUUGUGUUUUUAUGUUUAUUUGCACACGGUUCAUCUGGCGCUGAUGGAGUCAAAGUGUCAGUGAUGGAGGGAGACUCAGUCACUCUAAACACUAGUGUUGAAACCGACAAACAAGAAGAUAUAUCAUGGUAUUUUAAUAACACCCGCAUCGCUCAAAUCAGUGGAGAUCUCAGUUAUGGUUGUACAGAUGUUCAGUGUAAUGACGGUACUGAGAGAUUCAGAGACAGACUGAAGCUGGAUCAUCAGACUGGAUCUCUGACCAUCACAAACAUCACAAACACAGACUCUGGAGAAUAUAAACUACUGAUCACUAGCAGCAGCGACAGUGAAAAGAUCUUCAGUGUUUCUGUUCAUGAUGUUCCUGCUGCUGAACGAGAUGAAGUGAAGAGAAAGUUAGUAAAGGAGGAAGAAUCUGUUACUUUAGAUCCUGGUGUAAUAAAAAACCCAAAUGAUUUGAUGAUGUGGCAUUUUAAUAACACGCUCGUUGCUGAAAUCACUGGAAAUCCCAGUAAGAUCUGUACAUAUGCUCAGACUAAUGAGAGAUUCAGAGACAGACUGAAGCUGGAUCAUCAGACUGGAUCUCUGACCAUCACAAACACUAGAAACGCAGACUCUGGAGAAUAUACACUACAGAUCAGCAGGAGCAGCUUCAACAUAAAAAGGGGCUUCAGUGUUUCUGUCACUGAUUCAGGUCUGUCUUCAGCUGCUGCAGCAGGAAUAGUUGUUGGUGUCUUGCUGCCUGUGGCGGCUGUUGUGAUUUUUUGCUGCACGUGUCAAGUAAGAAGAAAAGACACCAGGAUGCAGCACAAUGGUCAGGCAAAUGGUGUUAAAGAAUUGUCCCCUAAUCAGAAUGAGAUUCCACUGGUGGAUGAUGCUAACGAGACGUCCUCUAAUCAGACUGAUGCUCUACAGACGAACACUACGAAUGGAUUGUCCCCUAAUCAUACUGAGAUUGUGCCUGAAGCUGCCAGUGAGACCUCAACGUAACUUUUUUUUUUUUUUUAAGAUUUAUUUUUUGUGUUUUUUGCCUUUAUUAUGAGAGGACAGUGAGUAGACAGGAAGCAAAGUGGGAGAGAGGAGGAGGACAGGGUCAGGAAAGGUCUGCUAGCUGGGACUCAAACUUGGGACACCUGAAGUUCAGUGGUUAUAUAUUUCAACACACUACCCAUGAUCCUGUUGGUGCAGAAUUAAUGUAGAGGUCUGCGCGGGACUGUUUUUUUUCGUCCCGCUCCCGCAAGGUUCUAUUCCGCACGCACCCGCUCCCACCUAAAAUUCACUCUGUGUUCACCCGCUAUCUCGCAAUAAAACUUCCCCUAAAGAGAGUGAUUGGGGAUAACAAAUAUAAAAUGUUGCAUAGCAUAUACAAGAUUUUUAUUUGUCUGAUGAUGCUGUCAACACCCUAAAAAAUGUCAGAGAAAAAAUGCCACAAAGAAUAAUAGACUAAAUAUCACAGAGAAAAUUAGGCUACAUUAAAUAGCCUACAACAUAUCCCUCAAAACUAUAGGCUAAGCCACAGAUACAUAUAAACGAGAACUGUUGGCUUACUAGCUAUACUGCAAAAUGAAAUCUUUUUUAACAUCCACGCAAGAAAAGAAUGAUGCUGACUGACGACCAUUUCAGAACGUCUCUCCUCCAAAAUCCGAUCACAAAGGUUGAAUGUUCUUUGAAGGUGCACUCGCGCAGACCUCUAAUGCAAAGAACAUACCUUGCCAGGUUUCUCAGGACAGGGAACUGGGGACUGUGGGAACGCCACCACUGCAGAAAGUUUGUUCACUUCAAGUUAAAGCACAGAUGCGCUGAUGUCAGAGCAUCUCGGGAGCAACCGGGUUAUUGUGAGACCGCCCGCUCCCGCCUAAAGUACACUAUAGUUACCAACCGCAAUCCGCCUUUCAUUCAAAAUUUAAUCCCGUGCAGCAAGAAAUCUUAUCGGGUCCCGCGGUUCCCACGGGGCAGCCGUGGAAAUGCAGACCUCUACUCAAUGCAACAUCACUAAUUACUUUGAUAUGUUAGUUGAAAUGGAAAUACGAGAAUAUGGAAAAUAAGAGAUUUUCUCAUUUUCCAUCCUCUCUUUGUCAGCCCUAACCAAUACCAAAAACAAAAAUUAUUUUAUGAAUUACUUACCCUCAUGUCAUUCCACACCCGUAAGACCCUUGUUCAGUUUCAGAACACAAAUGCAGAUAUUUUUGAUGAGAUCUGAGCGAUUUCUAUUACUUCAUUGCUAAAGUAAGGACAUAUUAAAGUAAUCCAUAUGAUCUAGUGGUUUAACCUCAAUUUUAUGAAGUGACACCAGCGCUGCUUUGCACAAAGACAUGAUUUACUAUGUUAAGAAAAUAUUGACCUCCAAUCCAGUAGGGGGAGCACCACGAUGCAUAUGUGUUGUUGACUUAAGAGCAGACAAUGUUCUUUGAAUUCACUUUAUAUAGUGUUAUUUUGUAAAUAAAAGGGUUAAUUAUUUUUUGUUUUUGUUUUUUUGUGCAAACAAAGCACUCAUGUUGCUUCAUAAAAUUGAGGUUAAACCACUGGGAUCACAUGGAUUACUUCAACAAUGUCUUUCCUAUUGUUCUGGGCCUUGAAUGUGCGAGUUGCGUUGCUGUCAAUGAAGGGACAGAAAGCUCUGAGAUUUCAUCAAAAAUAUCUUAAUUUGUAUUCUGAAGAUGAACGAAGAUCUUACGAGUGUGUAACGACACGCGGGUGAGUAAUUAAUGGCAGAAUUUUCAUUCUUGGAUGAGCUAACCUUUUAAGUUAUAUAGACAUUUCUUCAAAAAAUACAAAUAAACAGCAUACCACUAAUAACAUCAGGAACAAAGAAAUACUUAACAAGCAACAGAACAGUGGGCCCUUAACAUUUUUCAUCAUAGAUGUUUGUUAAAGCUGCUAAAUUGGCCCACACAGGAAGUUAGUUUUUGUUUCUUGUCAUUUACACUAUAAGAUCUAAUAAUGCACUGAUAUACCAGUUAUUUUUGUCCUGUUUGGAUAUAUUGACUCAUAACUGAUAGAACUGACUGAAUUUGUUGCCAUGAUGGACACACAGCUGCAACACCUGCUCUUCACAGAAAUGUGUACACAGAUGUAUAGAAUACUGUGAGGUAGUCAGGCAUUGAAUUCUGCAUUAUUGAUUUUGUUGGUAUCAUCACUGGUAUUGUUGUUAAUGGAAAAGACUAAUUAUGGUGCUAUUGUACCUAUAGCCUUUUUAACCAUCUUAAAUGGCAAACUGCCUGUAAUCAACUUUUUUUUUUUUUUUUUUUUUUUUUUUUUAUAAAAUACAUUUGUACAUUUGUUUUAUUUAUUUAUUUUUUUACAUUAUUUAUAUCUUAAUUGUGUGACCAUAAAACUGAACAACAUUGAUCAGCAGCACUUCAUAAACAUUUUGUUCAGUUUCACUCACUAAUAGGAACAAAACCUCUAAUAUGCCUUGCUUCUCUGGAAAAGUGUUACAACUCAAAAUUCCACAUAAAUGCUCCCCUGAUCAGUUUCUCCAGGUUUUUUUUAGUACUUUUUUUUUUUUUUUUUUUUUUUAUAAACAAUGUUGUAUUUUCAGUGUAAAUGACAUCUAAUGCUAUGUGUUACUUGUAUCAGUUACUUGGCCUGUAAGCUAAGUUUUGCACUCUUGCCCUGACCCAUGCAGCAUGCAAUGGGGUGAUUAAAAGGACAGUUCACCCAAAAAUGAAAAUGAUUCUAUGAUUUACUCACUCUCAAGCCAUCCUAGGUGUAUAUGACUAUCUUCUUUCAGAUGGACACAAUCAGAGAUAUAUUUAAAAAUAUUCUUAAUCCUCCAAGGUUUAUAAUGGUUGUGAAUGGCUGCCCAGAUUUUGAAGACAAAAAAAAAAAAAAAAAAAAGCAUCCAUAUGACUCCAGGGGGUUAAUAAAGGCCUUCUCAAGCGAAGGGAUACAUUUUUGUAAGAAAAAUAUCCAUAUUUAAAAUUUUAUAAAGUAAAAUAACAAGCUUCCGGCAGACGACCACACUCAGAAUGUGUAAGUUGACUUGUGCCACAAGAAUAACCCGUGAUGGGAUGUAUGACACAGGAUGUAGGAGUAUCUUAAGCUUAGACGCCUCUUACGGUUCAAACAAACAGGGCUGUGCAACAAACUCAAGCUCCUCUUUUAUCGAAAUCCUCAGACAUUUCUCUUUAAAUUUUUUUGUUUUAGACUUCUAAUUCAUGGCCGGUGUUUUGUUUUGAUUUUGGUAAUAUGUUGCAACAAUAUGUAAAUUUUUUUGGACAUAUAUAAAUGAGCAUGUAAAGCAAAAAUCCGUGCGGAGCAUGCCCCCACCCCACACAAUGUUCUCACCUUUUUUUCCCCUUACCUGUUUGCUUCCCUGGAAUUAAAUGAAUAUGGAUAUUCGCAUCCCUUCGCUUCAAAAGGCCUUUAUUAACCCUCUGGAGUCGUAUGGAUUCAUUUUUUUUAUGGACGGAAUUUGGGCUACCAUUCACAACCAUUAUAAACCUUGGAGGACUAAGGAUAUGUUUAAAUAUGUCUCUGAUUGUGUUCGUCUGAAAGAAGAUAUACACUUAGGAUGGCUUGAGGGUGAGUAAAUCAUGGGAUAAUUUUCAUUUUUGGGUGAACUAUCCCUUUAAUCCUUAACAUCAUAUGUGUUGCAGAUGAUUUCUCCAUUCAUGAUGAUUUUUUUUUAUUUUUAUUUUUUUUUAUGUAUUUUUCAACGUUAUCACUGUGUGAUGGAAAUGUUUGCCUUCACGUGACUAGAAUCCACGGUUAGUCUUCCAUUUUGUUCUUGGAGAAAAUCUUUAAAUCCUAUUAAGUCAUAAUAUGAUACGUCUAAAUUCUCUUGAGGCUAUAAAAAUGUGACCUGUGCUUGCAAAAUGGGUCAGAAUGCACACAGGCUAAUUUUGAGCUACAGGCAAAAAAAAGUACCUUUUUUUUUUUCAGCUCGCUUCUAGACGACUGCUGCUUCUUUUCACAAGUUGUAGGCCUAUCAUUGCAAAGCACAGCAUUCUAACUUUGUGAAUAUUCAUAGCGAAUUCUCAAUGACAUGCGUCUGAACCAGUGAAUGUGAUUUUCAAACCCAUGCUGAUGAAAACAAAAUGAUCACGUUCACUAACACUUCCGAGAGAAACGGUCUCUUAGAAAGCAUGCAAUGCCAAUAUACACACAACAGAUAUUUUGCAACACUGUGAAUCUGUGUAAUGGCGAGUAUUCACAAACAAUAUCUGUUAUGACUUAAGUGAACAUUUGCUGUUACAACUAACCCGUGUUACAACCAUCCCCGGUCUUCCCUAUACUUCUGUAAUUUGGAAAUCACAACUUCCUGAGUAAAAUUCACAAUUUAACAUUAAGUAUACUUUUAGCAUAAAGUACUUAAUGUGCUAGAUUUUAUAUAUAUUAAUGUGGGGAAAAAAGCUGAUCAGCGUCAGCUGUGGUUCAUCAGCGCCGCUAUUUAAUGUCUGUGCAUUUUGCCCUGUGUUGAUUGUUGGUGUGUUCAUGUAGUGUUAUUCCUGGCUGUGUUUGAGUCUCUCGUUUCUGUUCUGGAUAUUUCCCGUUGAGGCAGUUUUGGAUUACCUGUUGGACUCUUGUCUUGUCAGAGGACUGGUUUGCCCAUUGCAGUCUCUGCCCUACCAAGAAACACUUUGUCAUCUGCACCCAUGACACCUGACCCUUGCUGUCAUUCCUGCUGCUAUUUUUCUAAAUAAACUGAUAUUUGCUGCA